GGAGUCGCUCCUUCCGGGGCGGGCCGGAGGCGGCCGCUGCCGGGUGGAGCCUGGCGCCCGGCUUAGCCACGACGCCGGGUCUCCCAGCGUGCCUCUCGGCGGCAGGUCAUGGCGCCCAGGCUGCGGCCGCUCCUGCUGCUCGCGCUCUGGACGCUGGCGGCUCCGGCCAGGCUAGGCGGCGGGGAGGCGGGCGACGGAGGAUGGCAGCGACGCGGGCCAGGGACGCCGAGCGCCGCGGUGGCCGAGGAGCGCUGCACGGUGGAGCGCCGGGCGGACCUCACCUACGCCGAGUUCGUGCAGCACUACGCCUUCUCCAGGCCUGUCAUCUUGCAGGGGCUCACGGACAACUCGAGGUUCCGGACCCUGUGCUCCCGCGAAAGGCUCCUGGCCUCGUUUGGGAACAGCGUGGUCCGGCUGAGCACUGCCAACACCUACUCCUACCAGAAAGUGGACCUGCCCUUUCAGGAUUACGUGGAGCAGCUGCUGCACCCCCAGGACCCCACCUCUCUGGGCAACGACACCUUGUACUUUUUUGGGGACAACAACUUCACUGAAUGGGCAUCACUUUUGCGGCACUACUCCCCACCCCCAUUUGGCCUGCUGGGGGCCUCUCCUGCUUACAGCUUUGGAAUUGCAGGAGCUGGCUCUGGGGUGCCCUUCCACUGGCACGGGCCUGGGUUCUCAGAAGUGAUCUACGGCCGCAAGCGUUGGUUCCUGUACCCCCCUGAGGAGACGCCUGAGUUCCACCCCAACAAGACCACUCUGGCCUGGCUCCAGGACACGUAUCCAGCCCUGGCACUAUCUGAACGGCCCCUGGAGUGCACCAUCCAGGCUGGUGCUGUAUUUCCCUGACCGAUGGUGGCAUGCCACACUCAACCUCGACACCAGUGUCUUCAUCUCCACCUUCCUCAGCUAGCCAGAGUGGAUGGCUGGUGAGCCCAUCGCACGCCAGCACAUACCCCUAUAGCGCUCACACGUUUUAUUACAGGGACAGUGGUGGCAGCGGCCGCAUCAGCCCUGACCACCCUCACCUGCUGUUUCCAGCCCAGAAGGGGGACAGAGAGCAGAAC
Messenger RNA from Manis javanica (Malayan pangolin), 1070 nucleotides. RefSeq names its product jumonji domain containing 8 (gene JMJD8). NCBI's taxonomy places the organism in Eukaryota, Metazoa, Chordata, Mammalia, Pholidota, Manidae. Gene Ontology annotation, molecular function: cis-regulatory region sequence-specific DNA binding. The record is from RefSeq and is a predicted model, not a curated record. Gene Ontology annotation, cellular component: nucleus.